AUGCCGUCUCUCCUGGUCGUCAUUUUCCUCGUGGAAGUGGUUGUCCAUGUUAUCAACCUCGUGGGCGCUACUGUCCUCAACGAUCUGAUUUGGACAGCCAUCAACUACCUCCCCGUCCCGACCGCCAAGGCUGCCGCUGAACAGCGCAAGACACAGGCUGAGUACCUCAAGGUCCGCCGCGAGCUCAACGCCACCAGCAGCCAGGACGAGUUUGCGAAAUGGGCCAAGAUUCGUCGCCAGCAUGACAAGCUGCUAGAUAAGCUUGAGAAUCAGAAGAAAGGCUUGGAAGCCUCGCGUGCUGGCUUCGACAAGUACCUCAGCGCCGUCCGAUUCCUCGUCACCCGAGCACCACAAUACGCCCUGCCCUUCUGGUACGCCAAGGAGCCCAUGCUCUGGCUGCCGCACGGCUGGUUCCCCUACUACGCGGAAUGGAUCAUAUCCUUCCCGCGAGGCCCCAUGGGCAGCGUCAGCAUCGCCUCGUGGCAGCUGGCCUGCACGACGGUCAUUGUGCUUGUUAGCGACAUGCUCCGCGGCGUCUUUCAGCUUUUGGUUUCCUCGAGGACGGCGGCGCCGCCCACAAAGACCAAGGAAACCCCCGUCAAGGCCGCCGGCGAAAAGGCGGACCAGGCGACCGCUACCGCGACGGGGAGCGAGAAGGAGACGAAGAAGAAGGCGUAA
Molecule: messenger RNA, 678 nt
Organism: Akanthomyces muscarius
Lineage: Eukaryota; Fungi; Ascomycota; Sordariomycetes; Hypocreales; Cordycipitaceae
Exons: 3
Coding region: 1-678 (225 amino acids)
Biological process (GO): tail-anchored membrane protein insertion into ER membrane
Cellular component (GO): GET complex
Source: RefSeq, a predicted model, not a curated record